AUGGCCGAAGUCAGCGAGGAGAAGGACCGAGAAAGUCGCCCCGAGAAGAAGAGCUUCUGGGGCAGCAUCUUCAGGAACAGGAGCAUGGCGAGGAAAGGGAGACUGGAAAAACCAGAAUCGCGCAGAGCAAGCGAUGGAGAUGUCAUUCCCCGGAGGCGUCGGUCCCUGCCCGACAUGUCCGGCGGCACCAGAACCGUCGAGUCUCCCAACGGCCACACACCUCAACCCAAUUCACGUCGCAGGCCCAAGAGACCCGACCCGGCCAGGGCGAAGGGCAAAGGUCGCGCGCAUCCAAACGGGCAGGUUUUGAACCAGGGACCUCUGACCGAGUGGCCACCAUCCGGCAUGUCGAGUGAAGAGGAGCUCACCCUUGGCGACGCUGUCGCGCUCGUGUCCCGCGGGGUGCCGGCUCACAAGGGGCACAAGCGACCCGUUCCGCACGCAUCAGAUCACUACUACGCCCUUUUCACGACAUCUUCAAACGGUAGCAAAACAGAAGAAUCCGACUCUGCCAAUCUCCACGACUCCAUGACCCAGCUCAUGACCCUCCGAAUGCAGGGCCCCGGAUUGGCCGACUACCCCUGGGAGACGCUGGAACAGCCCAGCUACUCCUUCUUCCACGGCCAACGCCCCGGCACAAUCACCCUGAACCAAUGGGCGUCCAUGGCCAGCGUGCUGCCUCCGACUAUCGCCUUGAGAGAUUCGGGUGUGACGGCCCGCGAAGUUGACUUGAGUCACAUUUUCAGGCGUCUCAAAGAGUUGGAGUCGGGAUUGGAGGACGACGACGAGGAGAUGAUGUACAAAAGCUUAUAUCGCCGGUUUCUUCGCGAUCCCGACAAGCUUGUGAACCCACACAAGACACUCGACAAGCAGAUUACUGAUCUGAUCAUGGUGCUGACACGGCCAGACUGGAUCGAUUUCACAAACCCAAAAAACCAAGUCGUUACCCGGUUCAUCUUCGACCCGAGCCACGCCAGCCAAGCGCAGUAUAUCAAGUUCUGCCACCAGCUGCUUCUCAGCAUGGAGCUUGACCUACGCAUCAGCUCCCGAAUGCAUGGCGACUGGGCGAAGGACAAGCUGGUGCCGCAACUCCCGCCGACGAUUCAAUGGAACCUCGCCCUGGCAAGACGAUGGCGAGAGCACGUCAGGGUGGAAGGCUAUGGGAAGACGGUGGAUCAGAUCAGCCUGAGGUUCAGACUGAAGAAGCGGCAAAUCAAGAUGCUACGACGGUUUGCGCAGAUGAUGAAAUGGCCAAACCUGGGCCAGACUCUCGACAACAUGAAGCAGCGAGAUAUCGAGGCAAGCCUCGACAUCAUCAGCUCGGAUGCUUUGGCCUUCUUCAGUGGCCUCGUCCUCCCGGGUGCCACAUUCCCGUUCCUCAUCAUGAACACCCUCAUAGACAUCGAUCCCGACAAAGCAACCGACUCUCUGGCUCUACUCACUCACGCCCAUCCACAUUGCGGGUUUCAGUAUAGGAACAGUUACACGUACUGGACUGCCGCCUCCAUAGUCGGCAAGGUCCUCGCUCCGACGUGCCGGUCUUUGGCGGGUUGGGUCGGGCCUGCUCGCCCGACUGCGGACCUUGGCCGUUCCCAGAUUGCGCGAGUGCGAUCCCGUCGGCCGCGUCAGCGGAUGACUCCGGAAGACGUACAGUCCAUGAGCGAACGAUCUGACCCCCUCGGACCGCCUGCCGAAGUCUUCCCCGUCAAGGAGUACAAACUUGUUGCCCCGGAAAUCGACGACGUGAUCGAUACGGUGCGAAUCGAGUUGCUCAGCUUCAAGGCUAUUCCAGACCGUUUCCAGGAACCGCCGCCGGCGCCGAAAGUGUACGACGCCAUGAUCCAGUUCGCCAUCGAUGGGGUUUCCUGGCCGAUGCGUCUCACAUACGACGUAUCCUUUAUCUCUGCGUGGCCCUGUUCUGAGGGUCCCCAUCCGCUGUUCUUUGAUUACGUUCACCAAACCGUACGAGCCGACGAGAUUAUGAGCAUCAAGGACUGGGGUGGCUUAUACGGUCACUCACAGAGCGCGCGCAGUUCUCGAACUAGCUCUACGGGAGGGCCCCACACGGCGACGAGCCAAGAGCAGAUUGACGAGGAGCAAGUCUUGGUGGUGGAAGCGUUUGGAGUCAGGGACAAUGAAGUAUUGGCAAGGGCUUGGUGUUCACAUUGGGGCCUCAGUGCCGUUGUUGCAGACCUUCGAAAGACGUGCAUGGCUUGCGCGAUUCGCGAGGCAUACGCCGCUACUUUGACAGUCGUAAUACUGGUGGAUAGCCAAGAAUACGACGACGAUGAUUGA
Colletotrichum karsti is the source of this 2295-nucleotide messenger RNA. RefSeq lists its product as uncharacterized. Bases 1 to 2295 code for a protein of 764 amino acids. The transcript is spliced from 5 exons. NCBI's taxonomy places the organism in Eukaryota, Fungi, Ascomycota, Sordariomycetes, Glomerellales, Glomerellaceae. The record is from RefSeq and is a predicted model, not a curated record.